Anisakis simplex (herring worm) is the source of this 415-nucleotide messenger RNA. The record is from the annotation of a GenBank genome assembly. NCBI's taxonomy places the organism in Eukaryota, Metazoa, Nematoda, Chromadorea, Rhabditida, Anisakidae.
AUGGGUUCACGGUAAGUGCGAGGAUUUACUUGGUGAGGAAAUGCUGGAAGCUGCAGCCGAGAACGGCUUCAGAUGUUCGUUGUGCAGACCGCAAGGGAACACGAUGGGCAGUGAUGCGUUGAACGUGCUGCAGUGCGACAAUGUUUCGAUGAAUAAAUGCGCUCUCGACGUACUGCACACCAAAUACGGUGGAUCGGUGUUCCGAUCGACUCCAUACCAGGAUUCAUUCUUCGAUAUGCCCGUUCACUCGUUCAUCAGUAGAGGACAUUCCUUUGACGGGAUUCCGGAUGUUUAUGAAGACGAUGAAUUGGAAUUUGUGAAUGUACCGCCAGUUACUAGUGGUCGUGGUAGGGGAAUGCGCGGUGGUGGACCGGGACGGAGAAUGCAGAAACUCGGUGUUGGAGGGUUUUCGGUG